Molecule: messenger RNA, 2154 nt
Organism: Didymodactylos carnosus
Lineage: Eukaryota; Metazoa; Rotifera; Eurotatoria; Philodinida; Philodinidae
Source: the annotation of a GenBank genome assembly
AUGAAUCGUGUUAUAGCCUUAAUUGACAUGGACUGUUUUUAUGUCCAAGUUGAACAACAACUUGCGCCUGAAUUCCUCGGAAAACCAUGUGGAGUGGCACAAUACUAUACAUGGAAAGGAGGAGGUUUAAUAGCUGUCAAUUAUGAAGCGCGUGCAUUUGGCGUUAAACGUGGCAUGCGGGGUGAAACUGCAAAAGAAUUAUGUCCUGAUUUUCAUGUAUUCCAUGUUCAAGAAGUCAACGGAAAAGCGUGUCUAACCAAAUAUCGCAAUGGAAGUUCGGAUGUAUUUCGUGUGUUAAAUUCAUUGUGUAAAUGUGUUGAAAAAGCGAGCAUUGAUGAAGCUUAUUUGGAUCUUACUGAUGAUGUUCAACAGUUAAAAGCACAAAAAUUUAAAGUUGAUGGUAAUAAAUUACCAACAACACAUUUAGCUGGUUACACAAGUGUCACAGAUGACGAGCGUCGAGAUGUUUUAAGAAAAUGGUUAGGUCAAGAUCAAGAUAGUGACGAUCAAGAUAGUUACGAUAUGAAUGAAGAUAAUUAUGAUUUAGCUUUGGGUGCCUAUCUAGUAGAAAAUAUUCGAGAAAAAAUUAAAGAGCAAACAGGAUAUAAUUGCUCAGCUGGAAUCGCAAGAAAUAAAAUUUUAGCCAAAUUAUGUUGUGGUUUUAAUAAGCCAAAGAAACAGACAAUUUUAACUCCGACAGAUGUUGAUAAUAUUUUUGAAAAAAUGCCGUUGAAAAAAUUACAAAGUCUUGGUGGAAAAUUUGGUGAACAUUUAAUGGAAAAGUUAAAAGUAAAUUAUAUUGGUGAUAUUAAAAAAUAUGCACUCGAUGAACUACAAACAACAUUAGGAGAAAAAGAAGGUUUUUGGCUGUAUAAUGCUUGUCGUGGUAUCGAAACAGGAAGUGUCGUUAACAGACAACUAUGUAAAUCAAUUGGUGCUAGUAAAAAUUUUCCGGGACAAACGCGAUUAGACACAACAGAUAAAGUUCGUCUCUGGUUAAAAAAUUUGGCCGAAGAAGUUGUUGAUCGUUUGGAAAAAGAUCGUAUAGAAAAUAAACGGCGUGUCAAACUAUUAACAGUCUCAUUUACAUCCGAAAAUGACGAGACAUACGCUCGUUCGUGUCCAAUAUCCGAAUAUUCAUGUGAAAAGUUUGUCAAUGAAUGUUAUAAACUAUUGACACGAUUCAACAUUGUCAAAACACCAACAAAUAAAUGGACACCUGCAAUUAUUAAUCUUGGCAUAUCUGCCAGUAAAUUUUAUGAUUGCUCACAAACAACAUCAGUCAUUGAAUUAUUUGCUAAACAAUUAACGAAACAAAAGCAAACAACACAAAUGGUAAAUGAGCAAGAAAUAAUGAGUACAACAAGAUCGUCUGAAACAACAAAUAUUGAAUUUGAUGAUGAUGAUGAUAUAUUAAACGAAGAUGAUGAUAAUUGGGAUUGUGGUGAAAUUUUUAUGCAAGAUGCACCUAUUGAUGAAGUAAUUGAUCAACAAGAUGGAAUUCAACAACAAAGUUCUUCAUCUAUAACACGGAUGCAGAGAAUUCGAGAUGAUCCUGAAUUUCGUAAAAAAUUUCCGAUGGCCGAUUAUGAAGGUGAAUCAUUUUUUGAAAAAAUGCGUCAUGUACCAGUGGAAGAACCACGAAAAAAAAUGGUAAAAGAUUUUACACUGUUUGGAGCUGUAUCAAAUGGACAUUCAUUUUUUGCCAAAUAUAAAGAUGAACAAGAAGAAAUUCAUAAAGAAGAACGAGAAACUAUCGUUGUUGAUGAAGAGUCUAAAGAAACAAUUCAAAAUAAUAUUUUUGACAAACCAUCUAUAACACGUUUGAAAAAAUCUGAGCCUCAACAAUUUCUUGAUCCCUAUUUAACUUCUACAACGUCUUCAACGGCAAUGAAUUAUUCAAAAGAAGAUUAUGUUCAAUGUUCAAAAUGUUUAAAAGAUAUUCUAUGUUGGGAAUUUUCACAGCACGAAGACUAUCAUAUGGCCUAUGAUUUACAUCAACAAGAAAAUAAGCCGAUAGUUACUUUACCUCUUAUUAUUACAAAAACGACAGCAAAGAAAAAAUUGGCUCAAAAACGAACGAUUCAAACGAAUAGUACAACAGCAACGGCACAUGGUCCAAUGGAUACAUUUCUAAAACGACCUAAAUUAUAA